Molecule: messenger RNA, 1431 nt
Organism: Sipha flava (yellow sugarcane aphid)
Lineage: Eukaryota; Metazoa; Arthropoda; Insecta; Hemiptera; Aphididae
Exons: 3
Coding region: 275-829 (184 amino acids)
Biological process (GO): regulation of synaptic transmission, cholinergic; sleep; positive regulation of voltage-gated potassium channel activity
Source: RefSeq, a predicted model, not a curated record
UCGUGCAGUGGUAGCAGUGAGAACGGUAGUAUUAACGUAUCACUGAAGUUUAGUCAGUUGACGUCCGACAGUUGUAUAGGUUCAUUAAACUUAACCAGUGACAAUAAUUUGUCGUUCUAGUCAACUUGCGCGUAAGUAAUUGUGCGUGCAUUUUAAGACAAUGCAGUACCUUUAAAUUAUGUACAAUUUUUUUUUAAUUCUUUUAAUGUUUGAUUAAUUUUCGGUUAGUAGUAAUAAAAACAAAAUAACUUAAAUUCAUCCGAAAAAAAUUAUCAUGAUCUUAUCAUUUCGGAAUAAUAUGAUGUUUUCUACUGCUAUUGCCUACGUAUUGAUUUUGGUGCCCACAAGUAACGGUCAAAUAGAUUGCUAUGAGUGUACAGUACAUCCUCCAGAAACAUACACGAAUAAGUUAUCAAAAUUAUGUACAAAGUUUAAUACUUCCGAUUAUUUUAAAGUUCACUGUCCCAACUCGACUUAUUGCAAGAAGAAAUCAUUUCAACUAGAAGUGCAACCAGGAAGUAAUUACAAAAUAAUCAAAGGAGCAGUCAGGGGAUGUGGAAGUGUACCACAAAAAUAUGAUUAUCAUGUAAUCAGAAAUGGUAGUUGGAGGCUUGAACCGAUCAUGGAAGUCAGUGAGCCCAAAAAUGGAUGUUAUUCCGGAAAUGACAACGAACUGAGAACGUCAGACACUACGUUUUGCUAUUGCGACGAAAAUCUUUGUAAUAAUGCUAAACAUACAACGAACUUUUCAAGUCAUACAGACACAAUCGCAGUGAUAAUAAUUUACAACAUCAUGCGAUUUUUGAAAACUCACACGCAACCAGCAUAGUGAAAGUCCAAGAAAGCGUCUGUUCCAUAUAAUGUUCCGUCGUAAAAGAAAAAUAUCGCAUCUAUUUAUUUAAGCGUAGACUAAUGUAUGAAAACAGAACCAAUAGAAAAAUGUUAAAAACAAUAUCAAUACAUAUAUGAUAAUUAGUUUCAAUACUCUUUUUUACCUGGCUCACGUCCAAAAACAUGUACAUUAUUAUUUAAUAGGUUAGGUUAGGUUAGGUCUAACCUACUUACUUACCUACCUAAUAGUUAUAAUUUAUUAAUUAUUUUUUACGUUAAAAUUUUUGUACUUAAGUUAUUAUGAAAUUUUAAAAUGUAAAUAUAUGUUUUCUUUCAAAUUGUACAUGUACUCAGAUAAGCAGUUAUGUUAUCUUUGAUGUUUACUGAUUAAAAAAAAAAAAUUCUACUUAAUACAAUUGUAAGGGAAUUUAUGAUUUUUUAAAAAAAGAGUAAUUUAAUUAGUUUUAAAUAAAACAUGGCUGUGUUUAUUUUAAGUAUUACGAGCACAUAAAAUAUUCUCUUUGUACCUCACUACCACUACCUCUACAGAGUGAAUAUCUAUGUAUACUUUAUAUAAUAAAAUAAUAUGUAACUAAACUA